This is a messenger RNA of Hyaloscypha bicolor E, 1204 nucleotides long. RefSeq lists its product as uncharacterized. Bases 156 to 842 code for a protein of 228 amino acids. NCBI's taxonomy places the organism in Eukaryota, Fungi, Ascomycota, Leotiomycetes, Helotiales, Hyaloscyphaceae. The record is from RefSeq and is a predicted model, not a curated record. The transcript has a single exon.
AUUAGGAUGAUCCUUCUUCUUGCAUUGCUCCAUGUCCAGCCUCAAGGAACUUCUUCCGACUCAUUAAUCUAGACGUCGCAUAGGGCUUGUCUGCUUCGAUACUGUACGUCGGACAGCACUCAGGCCGUAUAGCAUACGGAAUCCAACCCUCUACCAUGUCAGUCGAAACGUUAAACCAUCCGACGAGCAAAUCGCUCAAGGGGCCAGAAAGUAGCUCGAGUAAUAUCUUCCGGGCAGAGUUUGCCACAACCAACUCCGGCAGUCAAGUUAUCUAUAAUCAUGGAUCGAUUUCCAACUACUUCUACUAUAAUUCUGAUACUCCUCAUAUGUCGGCCGAAGCAUUAAACUCUCUGACGAGCAAAUUGCCAAAGGGGCCGGAGAGUAGCUCGAGGAAUAUCCUCCGGGCAGAGUUUGCUACGAUCAACUACGGUAGUCAAGUUACCUACAAUUAUGGAUCGAUUUCCAACUACUUUUGCCACGAUUCUGAUGCCACUCAUAUAUCGGCCGAAGCAUCAAACCCUCUAACGAGCAAAUUGCCAAAGGGACCCGAGAGUAGCUCGAGUAAUAUUCCCCUGGCAGAGUUUGCUACGACCAACUACGGUAGUCAAGUUGCCUAUGAUUAUGGAUCAAUUUCCAACUACUUUUGCCACGGUUCUGAUGCCACUCAUAUAUCGGCCAAAGCAUCAAACCCUCUAACGAGCAAAUUGCCAAAGGAACCGGAGAGUAGCUCGAGUAAUAUCCUCCGGGCAGAGUUUGCUACGAUCAACUACGGUAGUCAAGUUACCUACAAUUAUGGAUCGAUUUCCAACUACUUUUGCCACGAUCCUGAUGCCACUCAUUAAUGCUCCUUCCCGAAGGUCUUAUUGCCGAAAGAUUCGCCUGAGAGUCAGCUCUACAACAAGAUAGAGAGGGCGCGUGUAUUGUAUAAAUCGAGACGCUGGACAGACGCGAAUGCCUUAUUUUAUGAAGUCAUGUAUACGUCUUAUCCCACUCCUGCAGCGACGGAACGACUCCUUAUCCAGUACAACCUGGCUCAUGCACACUUCGCCCUGGCGGAGUUUUCCGAAGCAGUCCAUCACUUUCAAGAGUUAGUCGAUAUCCGCGAAGAACGAAAUAAGACGCCCAAGGAAAGCAUCAGCGACAGCCGUUACUGGCUCGCACGCAGCUUCUAUCAUCUGAAGAGAUAUGAAGACGCUUCCACAGA